Messenger RNA from Xyrauchen texanus (razorback sucker), 4015 nucleotides. RefSeq names its product hepatocyte growth factor-regulated tyrosine kinase substrate (gene hgs). Gene Ontology annotation, molecular function: metal ion binding; phosphatidylinositol binding; ubiquitin binding. Lineage: Eukaryota; Metazoa; Chordata; Actinopteri; Cypriniformes; Catostomidae. The record is from RefSeq and is a predicted model, not a curated record. The coding region runs from base 98 to 2476 and encodes 792 amino acids. The transcript has 20 exons.
GUCUGACGCCUGUCCCCCGGCAGUUAAACCGCCUCUUAUUCACACAAGAGAAAAACAGCGAAACAGGACACGCAGAGAUCACUGUGAGACAUCAGACAUGGGCAAAGGCGGCGGUACAUUUGAGAGACUGUUGGAUAAAGCUACCAGUCAGCUGCUGCUGGAGACAGACUGGGAGUCCAUUUUGCAGAUAUGUGACCUCAUUCGCCAAGGAGAUACACAGGCAAAAUAUGCAAUUGGCGCCAUCAAGAAGAAACUCAGUGACAAAAAUCCACACGUAGUCAUUUAUGCUCUUGAGGUUCUGGAGUCAGUGGUGAAGAACUGUGGCCAGACGAUUCACGAUGAAGUGGCCUGUAAGGUGACAAUGGAAGAGCUGAAAGAGCUGUUCAAGAAACAACCUGAACUGAACGUGAAGAACAAGAUCCUUUAUCUCAUCCAGGCCUGGGCCCACGCCUUCCGCAACGAGCCCAAGUACAAAGUCGUUCAGGACACUUAUCAGAUCAUGAAAGUGGAAGGUCAUGUCUUCCCAGAAUUCAAGGAGAGUGAUGCCAUGUUUGCUGCAGAGAGGGCCCCUGAUUGGGUAGAUGCAGAGGAAUGCCACAGAUGUCGGGUUCAGUUUGGAGUAAUGACCCGAAAGCAUCACUGCAGGGCAUGUGGGCAGAUUUUCUGUGGGAAAUGCUCUUCUAAGUGCUCUACCAUUCCUAAGUUUGGCAUUGAGAAGGAGGUGCGUGUGUGUGAGCCCUGCUUCGAGAUUCUCAACAAGAAAGCUGAAGGGAAGAGCACCAACUCUGGGCAGUCUGAGCUCCCCCCUGAGUACCUGACCAGCCCUCUGUCCCAGCAGUCUCAGAUGCCUCCUAAAAGAGACGAGGCGGCGCUCCAGGAGGAAGAGGAACUGCAGCUGGCCAUCGCUCUGUCUCAGAGUGAAGCUGAGGAGAAGCAGAGGAUGAGACAUAAGAACACAUACACUGCAUACCCUAAAGCUGAUCCCACCCCUGUGACUUCCUCUGCCCCACCUGCCAGCACUCUCUACACCUCUCCUGUGAACUCAUCAGCUCCGUCUGCUGAAGAAGUGGAUCCAGAGCUGGCUCGUUAUCUGAAUAGAACUUACUGGGAGAAGAAACAAGAAGAGGCUCGGAAGAGUCCCACCCCCUCCGCUCCUGCCCCGGUGUCACUGCCUGAGCCUGUGCCAAUCAGCCAACCAGUGGAGAGCCACACCCCAGUCCAACCCAUCAACAUAGUGGAGGUACAAGGAGCACUAAAAAAUCCAAAGAGUCCAUUCCUGAGAAUGGUCCAUUUUUUUUGUGCUACUUUUCUUACUGAGAUUCUUGUGUCUCCUCAGCAGCAGUAUCAGAAUGGCGAAUCGGAGGAGAACCACGAGCAGUUCCUGAAAGCCUUGCAGAAUGCAGUCACCACCUUCCUCAACCGCAUGAAGAGCAACCACAUGCGCGGACGCAGCAUCACCAAUGACAGCGCGGUGCUCUCUCUCUUCCAGUCCAUAAACAACAUGCACCCACAGCUGCUCGAGAUUCUCAACCAGCUGGACGAGAAGAGAUUAUACUACGAGGGACUUCAGGACAAACUGGCGCAGGUGCGUGAUGCUCGAGCGGCUCUGAACGCUCUGAGAGAUGAACACAGAGAGAAACUUCGGAGGGCUGCGGAGGAAGCCGAGAGACAGAGACAAAUGCAGCUCGCUCAGAAACUGGAGAUCAUGAGGCAGAAGAAACAGGAGUACCUGGCAAUGCAGAGGCAGCUGGCCAUUCAACGUCUGCAGGAGCAGGAGAAGGAGAGACAGAUGCGUCUGGAGCAGCAGAAACACACCAUACAGAUGAGAGCACAGAUGCCUGCAUUCUCUCUGCCUUACGCCCAGAUGCAGUCACUGCCACAUAAUGUGGCAGGAGGGGUGGUGUAUCCCCCUGCUGGGCCUCCAAGUUACCCAGGCACGUUCAGCCCUGCUGGUUCAGUGGAAGGGUCGCCCAUGCAUGGUGCCUAUAUGAACCAGCCUGGACAGACAGGUGCUGGUGGGCCAUACCAGGCCAUGCCUGUGUCUGCUACAGAUCCCAACAUGGUGAACGCUUACAUGUACCAGACCGCCGGCAACAACGGACAGCCUGCUGCUCCGGGACAAGCCCCUCCCUCAACCACCCCUGCCUAUACUAAUUACCAGCCCACACCCACACAGGGAUACCAGAAUGUGGUGUCUCAAGCUCAGAGUUUGCCCCCUAUGUCCCAGGCUGCCCCUACCAAUGGCAUGGCCUAUAUGGGCUACCAGCCAUACAGCAUGCAGAAUAUGAUGACAGCUCUUCCAGGACAAGACCCCAACAUGCCCCCCCAACAGCCGUACAUGCCUGGGCAACAGCCGAUGUACCAGCAGAUGGCUCCCCCUGGUGGUCCACAGCAGCCAUCACAACAACAGCACCAGCACCAGCACCAGCAGGCUCCUCCAGGCAGCGCAGAGGCUCAGCUUAUUUCGUUUGACUGAUAGCUCACCAUAUAUAUGCCUUUGCCCCACACUACAUUCAACAUCCCCCUUCCCCUGCAGUUACUAAGUGUAUUGCCCUGUUCCCUCUACCUGCCCUCUCACUUCACUUUAUUCAACAACUAUUGAAAAUGUAGAAACAUUGUAAAAGCAUUUGACUGUCUAAGUCCCCUCUACCUUUUCUUGCCUUUUUACAUAAAGAAGGAUCAGUAACAUCUGCAGUAACAUGUCCAUUUCAUAAUUCACCCCAAAAUCAAAAGAAUACAUUUAUAAAUUGUAUUUUGCAUUAAGAAAAUUAAGCUAUUUUUAUUUAAAAACAAACUGCAUUGCCGUUAUUGUCAUGCACAGUAGACACACUUUCCUCAAUUACCGUAAUGCAAAAAAAAAAUAUUGCUCAUGACUAGUACAAAAAAAGUACUACAAUUGUAAACGAUUUACACUGCAAUGUAGCAUUUGUUGUACUGCAUUUAUUUUUCUAUUUACAAUUUAACUAAAUCAUUUUACUACAGUGUCUGUUACUGCAAUACAGUGAAAAUGAUUGUUUUACAGACUGGAGAGUCAUAUAAAAAAAAAUAGGAAAAAAGGAAAAUGUCCAGAUGCAUUGUGGUAGUAAAAAUUUAAUUGUCAUGAAAAUGUCACAAUGCAAAAAUGGUUAUUGUCCUGAAACUAGGCUUCAUUUUCUUUUUGGGGUUAAAUGUGACCCGGAUAUGUUGUCGUAAGAACUGCAAACUCAUUUCCUCAUUCCCUUGAUUUCCCCAAAUGAUGUUUUUCAUUAAAAAACAAAGGUGAUGCAUAGUUACCCAGUUAUAACAGAGUUAAAAACAAUAUUAAUCUAAAAGACAAGACAUCACUCUCAUAUUUUUCUAAGAGAUGUUUGCAUGUGGAAACUUCUUUUCAGAGGUGGCAGUGAGGGUCUGAGUGAGUUUUUCAGCACCGAUUUACUCAAAUAUUCUAAAAAUCAGGUCUAAGAGUCGCCGGUUCUGGUUUCCAUAUGACAAAACUGCAGUAUGAGAUUAAAGUAAUAUUUCAAAUGAACUGACAUUCUGUGUUUCACAGUGUUGUGUAAUUCACAUCAACUUUACUGCAACAUCACCAAUUCUGAAUGUCACAUUCUGUUUACAGAAUCACACAAGCAGGGGCUCAAGCCUGACCGCUCAGAACUGUUGGCCGACUAUGGGAAACAAUUGAUCUCAAAGCACAGUUUCAUUACUAAUUAACUGCAGCUGGAAAUUGAGCACCGCAUCAAUAUCGCACAAAAGCCAGUCUAUGUUUAAACAGUGAGUUUUAAAACUAUUGACUGCCUAUGGUAAUAUGGAUGGUUAAGAGAGAGAGAAAAUGCAUCUGAAUGAAAGUGAACUGCAUGUCUGUAACAUGACUUCUGUAACCCCUUUAAUAUCAUCUUUCUUCCAUCAUACUUAUACACCUGACUUAAAAAAACUGCUUAUUUAAUAAAUCUCUUCUUCUGUUAUUGGUCAUACAAUAGUGAAAUUGCUUCUUUUUCUUGUCUCUGAAAAUAUUAUGUGCAAAAUAAAACAAAAUGUG